AGUAACAUAAAAAAAACUAGAUCGAACGAGACGAGCUGUCUAGAAAACGUUGCGCAGAUACAGAAAUCAUAAAUAAAUAAAUAACCUCUGAUGAAUAAUGUCGCUUAGUUCAAAGUUCCUCUUCUCUGUCAGCCUUAUCUUCUCAUGAUGUUUAGCUUUCUUUCCCCUUGUUCGAAUUCCUCCGUUCGCUCUUGUUUAUUUUGUCACAGAUAUCAGAGAUGGACUUCCUCCUUGCUGGCCUGUCUGCAAGAAUCUCUUUCCACGAGACGUUUCCGAAUAUCUUUCCGAAUACCAUUGAAUCUGAGAAACGACGGACUGGUCUUUGUAGAACCCACCUCUGCUAGUUCGCCAUAUAGGACUGCUUGGACUGAUCGUCCAUCUGGGAUACGAGCAACUUGACCCAUCAAGCGCGGCAAUAAAGUUGCAUUGUGUGAGAUCCUGCGUAGAGAAUCCUUAAAGCAGCGCUACCAUAGGAGAAGCUGCGCUUCAAGCACUCUGUUCUAGACUUAGGUCGUAGCCAACUGUACAUAUGCUGAUUGAAGUUGCUUUUAAUGUGUCAAGUUUUGUAACUGUAUCGAGACAGUUUUGAAACUGUGUAUCUCAUCACACACACUUGGUUUUUCAAAUGUAACGAUGAAUUCCGCGAGGAUGAUGCCAAAACGUCGAGGUUGGAAUUCAAAGUGGCUUCUCAUCACCAUAUCUACUUUACUCUUCUUAUGGUGUCUUGAGUUCAGCUUAGCAGCACCUAUCCGGCCGCUACCAGACCCUAGCAUGCCGUCCGCAGAACUCAUCGAUUCAGUCUCUGAAAAAGACGUUCUGAAAUGGAUGCUCAAGUAUAAGAUAAUCCUACCCGGACAAUCCAUUAAUUUCACGGACAAGAUCUCCUUGGUUCAGCACCGGGCAGGAAUAAAUGUAACUGGAGUGUUAGACUUUGAGACGAAAAAGCUUUUUUUAAUUCCUCGAUGUGGAAACACAGAACCCGAAGACGAUCCUUUCCCGUACGGAGGACGAUCGAGAAGAAACAAACCUGAUUAUCUUGAGAGAAUACGUAGGAUUAAACAGGUUUGGGCAUUCCGGAUCUUAAAUUACACGCCUCGUCUUUCUAAGAGCGUUCAAGAUAAGACUCUUGGCAAAAUGAUGGGCAAAUGGGCUAACGCAAUUCCGCAGGCAGCCAGAAUUAGAAGACAAAGUUCGUUCGAUCCCGACGAAAAGGUCGGCGUGUUAGUUCGAUUUGUAAAAGGAAACCACAGUGACUCAUACCCAUUUGAUGGAAACGGAGGGACCAUAGGUCAUGCGGUACAUCCAGACUCCAUUACAGGUUUUCCAACUGAAGUCCAUUUUGAUGACGAUGAAAUAUUCACCAUAGGAACAAGCGGCGGCAUCAACUUGGACUGGGCGGCGCUUCAUGAAUUUGGACACAAUUUGGGUCUGCAACAUUCUAAUGUGCGAGAAUCCGCCAUGUACCCAUGGUACAAAGGUUAUAUUCCUAACAUCGAGCUUAGCAAAGACGAUAUCAACCAAUUACAUGCGCUGUAUGGCAGAGGCAGUGAUCUGAAGGACGAGACACGGACGUCAACCACAGAGACGGCACCUACUGAGGCUACAACCACCAAGGCGUCCGCCACCGAGGCUACAACCACCAAGGCGUCCGCCACCGAGGCUACAGCCACCAAGGCGCCCGUCACCGAGGCUACAACCACAAAAGUGUCAACCACCGAAACUGCAACCACCAAGGCGUCAAGCACAGAGGCUACAACCACCAAGGCAGCAACCACUGAGGCGUCAACCACCGAAACUAGAACUAACGAGGCACCAACCGGAGUCGCGACCACCACUGAAGUAUCCACGACCAAGACGUCGACU
This is a messenger RNA of Orbicella faveolata, 1863 nucleotides long. RefSeq lists its product as uncharacterized. Gene Ontology annotation, biological process: extracellular matrix organization; collagen catabolic process; proteolysis. Gene Ontology annotation, cellular component: extracellular matrix. NCBI's taxonomy places the organism in Eukaryota, Metazoa, Cnidaria, Anthozoa, Scleractinia, Merulinidae. Gene Ontology annotation, molecular function: metalloendopeptidase activity; zinc ion binding. The record is from RefSeq and is a predicted model, not a curated record.